GCCGAAGUAUCUCAAACCCACAAUUGGAUCUCACAUAAUGGCCGACGAUGCGCGGGACCCAACUACCCCUACUCAGGAAGUGAGGGAGCCUGAGCAGCAGGGUGUCCGCAAGCCGAAGCAUGAGUUUCCCAAGUCGCAGGUCGGGAAGCUGUGGGAUGCCUUCGGAAACCCCGAAGAGCCCGUGAAUAUGCUGCCUACAGCGACCACCAAGUCUGGACAAAAGGCUAAAGAAAUCACGGUCACUGAGGCUAUGAAAAGUAUGUCUCUCGAUAAUGCCAUGAGUUUCCAUAAAGCGCCGUGUGCGCGUGACUCGCUGCUGCUCGGAAUCGGGGCCGGAUUCGGUGUAGGCGGCAUUAGGGGCGUGGUUGGAGGUAGGAUAUCCUAAUAAUAUAUCCAAUAUAAUACAUGGUAGCUGAUGAAUUGGAUGAAUUUUAGGACUGCGCUCUAUGUGGACCG
Aspergillus welwitschiae is the source of this 456-nucleotide messenger RNA. RefSeq lists its product as uncharacterized. The coding region runs from base 38 to 385 and encodes 115 amino acids. Gene Ontology annotation, cellular component: mitochondrion; mitochondrial inner membrane. The transcript has a single exon. Lineage: Eukaryota; Fungi; Ascomycota; Eurotiomycetes; Eurotiales; Aspergillaceae. Gene Ontology annotation, biological process: mitochondrial respiratory chain complex IV assembly. The record is from RefSeq and is a predicted model, not a curated record.